Molecule: messenger RNA, 1337 nt
Organism: Fusarium graminearum PH-1
Lineage: Eukaryota; Fungi; Ascomycota; Sordariomycetes; Hypocreales; Nectriaceae
Exons: 3
Coding region: 125-562 (145 amino acids)
Source: RefSeq, a predicted model, not a curated record
GUUACUGCUUAUAAAACACUCGCUUACAGUUUCAUACACUCAAACAUUACUUAUACCAUUGCUACUUAUCUCCGUACCCAUCCACGGACACUACGCCGAGCCUCGACUUCAAUAAUCAACGACAAUGGCAGCGUGCCCAACUAAAGAUCUUGAGGAGAUGGCCAAGGCAUGGUCCAAAGCCAUGGAGUUCUCCAAGGCCCGCUUCCAACGCGUGCAUGAUCUUGCAGAAGACCAACUUGACGACGCCAUCAAUGCCGGUCAUCUAGUUCUCGAGAAUGUGUGCUUGUUUAUACACGCAGGCGUCAGGUAUGGACAAUUCCGACCUCCUCUCAGCUUUUGGCAAGUUCUUCAUUCAGAGUACGGCAUCGUCGUAUAUCCUUCUGCAUUCCAAGAAGACAUAAAUAUCCCAGGAUUGGGCAUCGAUGUGACAUUCACAGAGGCAUACCAAGGCCACAUCAUGAUGCAUGUUGGAACACGCACCAAGUAUCCUCGGUGCCCCUUUGAGUUUAUACAGGAACCACCACCGGUCUACCAGAGGGAAACACCUAAGAUGGAAACAUGACGGUCCAAGACCCAGUUUGAGUCGGUUCAAUGGCGGAGAUAUCAGAUAUGAUGCAAUGAUUUUGGGUUUUAGCGGGUGGGUUUGGCGAUAGUAGUGCGCCUGGAGUAUAGGCUGUCUGGUGGUGGUUUGAGCACACAUCAGUUCGGGAUGUCGCAGAAGAGUUAAAGACGCAAAGUCUCAGUCUCAGCGUGUGAAUUUUACUUUCAAUAUUAGGAAUAUUCAACCGACAACGCUAUGUUUCGCGCUGUCCUAUAGCUCCAUCCCUAUUGGCUCUCCAAACUCCCUCCUCACCUUCGAACUCUUCACGUUUCCAUACCUCAACCUUGUUUUUACACUCUUCCAACGCUUCUUCACCCGCCCGCCACGCUGCUUGACGAUGCGGGGAUGAUACGGCGAUCAGAAUGCUCUCCUCACCGAUGGGAACAGCACCAAGACGAUGAAUCAUGGCUACUCCACGCAGACCAUGCUUCUCACAAACGUCUUUCGCAAUGGCCAUCAUGGACUUAAGAGCACGAGGAUGAUAUGCUGUGUAUUGCAGUUCCUUGACCGGUUUCCCGGCGAAAUUAUCACGAGUGGUUCCUGCUUUCGAUGUCAGACUCCCAGUUGAAUAAUGAAAGACAAGUAAAGACGAGAGAGCUUACCUGCAAAGAGAACAAUAGCGCCAGCUGAGGGUCUGCGUACACGGUCCAUGAUGGCCUGGGCGUUUAAGUGAUUGUGUGUCAAGGCAACAUAGCAGUCUUGUUCUGUUUGUUCCCAGACAUCUUGAGUAUUCUGU